Messenger RNA from Sphaerodactylus townsendi, 909 nucleotides. RefSeq names its product ankyrin repeat domain-containing protein 24-like. Lineage: Eukaryota; Metazoa; Chordata; Lepidosauria; Squamata; Sphaerodactylidae. The transcript has 9 exons. Bases 1 to 909 code for a protein of 302 amino acids. Gene Ontology annotation, molecular function: protein binding. The record is from RefSeq and is a predicted model, not a curated record.
AUGGCGCCUGGGGGCAACACCUCCUCUGGGGACCCCCAUGCCCCCGCGAGGCUCAGGGCAGGGCUCGGGCUGGGCCUCGCCCCUGCCUCUCUAACAGCCCUGAUGGUGGCGUGCGAGAAUGGCAGCGUGGAGACAGUGGAGGUUCUCAUCCACAACGGGGCCCGGGUCAAUCUCGUUGACGCUACGGGGCACGAUGCCGCCCACUACGGUGCCGCCACGGGCAACGCCCUCAUCCAGCACUACCUGCAGGAAGCUGCCCCCCGCCACUCUUGGGCUAGCGAGGAAUCAGCUGAAUUAUCCUCGCAGGCUUCUUCCCCGCGGCCAUCGCUGUCAAAGGGGAAGAACAGCAGCCCAAAGAAGAGGAAGGCCCCCCCUCCACCUUCCCAUGCCCCCAGCCAGCACGCCCCUCACCUGCCAGACCACGGUUCAUCUUCUGCCGAGCAGAGCAACCAGGUAGUCACUGCCAAGCCCACCAGGGGGCACUCCAUGCCACCAGAUGUGGGGGACCGCGAGGCUUACGAAGAAAUUGUGCGCCUGCGACAGGAGAAGACCCAGUUUCUACAGAGAAUCCGGAGCCUGGAACUGGAGAAACAGCAGGAGAAACAGAAGCAAGAGAGACCGGGCCUGGAGGAUGCCUCCGUACAUACUAUGGAGAAGCAGAUACAAGAUCUUCAGAAGCAACUGGUUGAGAAAACAGACGAGAAGGAGAAUUUGGUAAAGGAAUUGGAGAUGCUCCGGAGCCGUCUGUCAUCUCUGGAGAAUGAGAAGGAGAACACCAGCUAUGACAUUGAAACGCUGCAAGAUGAAGAAUUGCUGGAGUUCCCAGGUAUUGGGGGCGGGGGUCUAUGUCCUGUCAUCCCCUGCCCCAUUAAAGCUAAUGAAUCUCAAGCUCCACUGAAUUCACACUAG